Jatropha curcas is the source of this 2476-nucleotide messenger RNA. RefSeq lists its product as uncharacterized. The record is from RefSeq and is a predicted model, not a curated record. NCBI's taxonomy places the organism in Eukaryota, Viridiplantae, Streptophyta, Magnoliopsida, Malpighiales, Euphorbiaceae.
CCGACUCUGCAGUUAGUUCAUUGUCAUCAGUGUCAUGUACGCUACUCUUGGUUCUUCGAGCAAUCUUCUUGUAGACGGAAACCCUAAAGAGAAAGGGGAGUAUCCAAAUUGCGAGCUUUUAACGAAUACGCCCUUCGUAUAGUACUUGAAAUGGAAUCAGUGGGAUAAUUCAAGUUUUUAUAUUUGACUUUUGAGUGUUGAUGGUGUUCUUACAUGUAGAUUAAUAUGGAGGAAGUGGAAACUGAAGUUUUAAAGAAUGAACUUGUUUGCGAGGAAAAUUCAAAAAAGUGUAGCUGUACUGAGUUGGAAGAAAGGAGUAAGAAGGCUGAAGCAAAGAUUGUAGAAUUGGAAUUGGAGAUUGAAAAGAGGAAGAAAGAAUACGAUGCACUUGAGGCUAAGUUGAAGGAACUAAAUGCUCAAAAGGAUGCAAUUGAAGAUGAACUAAUGGCUUUUAGGACAAGGAAAUUUAGAGAGCACGGAAAUUCAUUCAAGGAUGAAAACAAGGGUAAUCAUGAAGAAGGGAAGGAGGGAGAUGUAGUUGUCGAUCUAACAGAGGAGGGAGAGGAGGAGGAUAUUGUAGAUAAGCUCGUAGUUGAAAAUCAUGUUUUGGAAUGUGAGAAGAGAAAGGCUGAAAGUGAGGUUGAGAUUUGGAAAGAAAAGUUUAAGGAAUUGGAAUUGUGGGUUUCACAGGUGGAUGACAUUACCAAAUUGAGAGGCGGAAAACAACUGUUGCUUGAAGUUAUUAAAGGUGAAAAUAGACCAGACGGGAGAACCGCCAUGGAGCAACUGCAAAUCAAAGAGAAAUCAGUAGAUUUGGCGGAUUUAGGGGCUACCUGUGGUAUCCCUGGUGAAGGCAUUGAUGAUAUUACUGCUGGCACCCCAUAUAAAAAGAGUCCAUGUGGACACACUUCUUUAGUGAGGAAUAAAGGUGUUUGUUCGAAUUCUGAAGGGGAUCGCCAUGGGAUAGUUGUAAGAUGCCUAUCAUUCGAAGAAGAAAGAAGCCCUAACAAAAAGAUGGCUCCAUCCACCCCGGGCAGCAGUAAAACUGCUUGUCUCAAUGUCAUAAAUAUUUUGGAUAGUGAUGAUGAGUCUGAUAUUCAUGCUACCCAAGCUUCUACUCCCAAUGAUCAGAGAAAUAGAAAAGUCAGAAUUUCAAAAGAUCAUAUGGUAGCUGGAAAUCUGAAUGAUAAAAAAGAAAAAACUUCUGAGAACUCUUUAAAGAGGGCAGCUUGCAAUCAGAGUUACAAAGAAGAUAUGGAUGAUAUUCCAUGUGUUCCAACUCCUAAAAGGAAAAGAGCUGUUAAGAUUGUCACUAGUGAUACUGAGAGUGAUGAAGAUGACAAUGUUCCAAUAUCUAAGUUGAAGAGGGUGCCUCUUCAGGGAUCAAUCCAUGACAAAGCAAAUACUGAUGUGAGCAGCUGCUCAAUAUUUGGGUCCUCUCCAUGUAUUCAUGAUGAUUUCAGUGGCCUUGUAACACGUUCAAGGCGACGUUUGGCAACUCUGAGGCAGUGUGAAGAAAAAGUGAAUGGAGAAAGUAAGACCAGUGAAUCAAAACAAGGACAAGGAAUUCCUACAAUGAAGGAUGUUGAAGAUGGUGAAUCUGAGGAAAUUGGAUCAGACAGUGAGGGUGAGAGGUUGGGUGGAUUUAUUGUUGACAGCUCUGAUCUAUCUGAUGCUAAUAACGGUUCCAGUCAGUCAAAAAAUGAAUCAGAUGACAAUGUGGACUUUGAUGAAAUUUUGUCCAAACUUCAAAGAAGCAAGAAUUGUAAGUUCAAGUGGGAAUUAGAGGCAGACAUGCUUUCAGCAUUUGGUAAGGAUCUUGAAUUAUGUAUGAAAGCUGUGUGUGCUCUCUAUCGACAGCAAACUUCUGAGGAACAGGCUGGCAAGGAAACAAUAUAUGACAAUAACCGAGGAUUUAGCAAAUUUGAUGCUCUAAGGGGUACUACUUUGGCCGAGUUUCUUACAGAUGGGGAUCCUCAUGGUGAUCUUAAGAAAUCUGUCCAGCAACUGGAAGAGCGUGGGCCCAAGGCAGUGGAACUGUGCAGAAGUUUGGCUACCCACUACUCUAAGCAAUUGUUUGAGAUCUACAAGAACAAAGAGGAUCCUCUUUUUCUUCCCAGUUGACUAGGCUACUCGAUCACAGCAGGGCAAAAACUGAGAAGUCAUGCACGAUCUUCUAGUGGUAAUGAAUUCCAGAGGAUGGCAUUUUGUUGUUUCCCAGUCCUCCCGUCACCUGGUUAUCUUUCUGGUUUCUCAUGGUGAUUGUUAAAAUUAGUUUGGAAACAUAUUACAUAUGUGAAUAUUGCUAGUAAUAGAGGAAUGCAUAGAGUCAUGAUUCUCCAAUUUUGAAAAUCCGUCUCUUUGUUCUAUGUAGUUUUGUAGUUGAUGCAUGGUGAGCAUGUUGUGAGUGCCAUUAGGAGGAUAUAUACAGGCGUAAUGGUUCAUGCUUUGUAAAUUUAGAAGCAUUAUUAUUUUC